Gekko japonicus is the source of this 2178-nucleotide messenger RNA. RefSeq names its product vesicle associated membrane protein 7 (gene VAMP7). The record is from RefSeq and is a predicted model, not a curated record. Gene Ontology annotation, biological process: vesicle fusion; exocytosis. Gene Ontology annotation, molecular function: SNARE binding; SNAP receptor activity. NCBI's taxonomy places the organism in Eukaryota, Metazoa, Chordata, Lepidosauria, Squamata, Gekkonidae. The coding region runs from base 82 to 744 and encodes 220 amino acids. Gene Ontology annotation, cellular component: membrane; SNARE complex. The transcript has 8 exons.
UCUUGGCCCUUCACACCAGCUCCAGCACACAAAGUUCUUAAGAGUGGAUGCAAAUGCUGUUGUUUUAGCCAGCCUGCAGCGAUGGCCAUCCUCUUUGCGGUCGUAGCCAGGGGCUCCACGAUUCUGGCCAAACAUGCCUGGUGCGGAGGAAACUUUUUGGAAGUGACAGAACAGAUCCUGGCCAAGACCCCUUCAGAAAACAACAAACUCACCUACUCACAUGGCAAUUACCUGUUCCACUAUAUCUGUGAAGACCGGAUUAUAUACCUCUGCAUCACUGAUGAUAACUUCGAGCGUUCCAGAGCUUUCACAUUCCUGAAUGAAAUCAAGAAGCGGUUUCAGAACACCUACGGUUCUCGCGCACAGACGGCUCUGCCUUACGCCAUGAACAGCGAGUUCUCCACUGUCCUGGCGGCACAGCUGAAAUACCACUCUGAGACGAAGGGCAAUGAACAGGUGGCAGAGACGCAGGCCCAGGUGGACGAACUCAAAGGGAUCAUGGUCCGCAAUAUAGAUCUAGUGGCCCAAAGAGGAGAAAAGUUGGAAUUGCUGAUAGACAAAACUGAAAAUCUUGUGGAUUCGUCCGUCACCUUUAAAACAACCAGCAGGAACCUGGCCCGGGCCAUGUGCAUGAAGAACCUCAAGCUCACCAUCAUCAUUGCUAUAGUAACAAUUGUCAUAAUCUACAUAAUUGUGUCAGCUGCCUGCGGAGGCCUCUCAUGGCCGAAUUGUGUAUCGAAGUAGCCGUUGGAACCAGUUGGCCACAUACAAGAGCACACGUGAGCAAGAACCUAUGUGAAGGAAUGACCCUCCUAAAACAAACUCGGACCUCCUAGCUCUUCAUCCUUCCAGGACACUCAAGUCUUUUUUGCCUUAUCACCCCCAAAAGAGUCUGCAGCCCCAAGCCACAGCGGUGGCGUCUCUUUCUGUUAAAACCUACUUGAAAGGAGCUCUGCUGUCUUCAUUGCAGAGCUUCCUCAGGUGGGAGGAAGGAAGGCAGUUGAUGGUGGGAGGGUCUAUGCAUCUAUUUCUGUGUUAUCAUUGCUUUGCACUUUACUGUCCUGAGGCCCUGCUGGAGGGGAAUGGGAAGAGCUGAAGGUGACUUCAUAAUUUGGUCCUUGGGAGGGAAAGGAAACCACUGGACCCAAAUGGGUUCAUGUAUUCUGACCCAGGUAGAAGCGAUAACUGGCUCCCUCCUAUGCUUACUUUCCCAGUGGUGCCUUUCCUAAUCUCCUCUUGGGAUGUAACGUCCAGGAGGAGGAGCCCCCUUGUGACCUUUGGGGGGGGGGCUAUUCUGGGGCAUGGUGGUGAGGUCUCUUGUGAGUUCAAUGAAUGGCGAAUGUCUGUAAAUGUUUAUUGUUGCUGUAACAAUCUGCUUAUUUGUGAUUUUGAAGAGCUCUUCUGUUGUGCCUGAUUUCUGUGUGUAAUAGGGGGCUCAUCUUUGACUUCACUAGCUGGGGGGGGGGGGCAUUUAAUACCUGCCCUGCUGAUUAAAGUCCUAAAGGAAAAUGGCUACAAGAUGCACAAGGGAUACAGUUAUCUAAUACUGAAUAUAGGGAAGCCAUGGAGAAUAGCUGGGCAGGAGUAACUUCAGCUUUCAUGGGGGAUGGCCUUAAGAGUAGCUCAGAGGGCUUCCGGGAGCUGUCUGUAUUUACUGAAUGUUUCAUUUCAGAGCAAUGUGCCAGCGGUGGAUGAUUUCAGAAGUUAAGUACACACUGUUGUGUUGAGGCGUAAGGGCAACUUGCUUGAAAAGUUUUCUGUGGAAGACGGUAGAAUAGCAAGCAAUUUAUGAGAAAUGAGUGCUGAUUCAGUGUGUUUAAGUCAGUUGUUGGACACAUACGUUGUGUCCCUUUCUUCCACCACGAGCACCACUGAGGCAUUAACUCCACCGCCACCCAUGGGAAGGUUCUUAGAAGCCCAGUCUCCAUCCCCAGCAGGGCAUUCUUGACACUCACUGGUGAGCACUGUGGCUCGCCUCACCCAUUUCUCUCUCCCUUGGCGGAAAGGGUUGAUCUUCUGUCCCAGCUCUGACACAGGCUUCUGAAAGUGGCAUUCUCCUCCUGUUCUGUCCUUUGCCUCUCCCAGGCACAAGUCAGUGUUGAAUUAAUUGUGCAUGUUUUAAGGCUUGUUAUUAAUAAUUUUCUAUGAUUUUGGUUGACUUUAUGUGUUCUAAAAUAA